This is a messenger RNA of Amyelois transitella, 678 nucleotides long. RefSeq names its product myb-like protein D. The record is from RefSeq and is a predicted model, not a curated record. NCBI's taxonomy places the organism in Eukaryota, Metazoa, Arthropoda, Insecta, Lepidoptera, Pyralidae. The coding region runs from base 1 to 678 and encodes 225 amino acids. The transcript has a single exon.
AUGACUACCGAAAACAGUGGCAUUGUCAACAUAGCUUACGAAGAUACAACUGAUGAUAUUAACAUAAAUUUAAAUAAUAAUGAUGUCGCAAACAACAGAACAGAUGAUUAUUAUGAUGACGAGUCAACACGGCAGCGUGAAAAUGAGAAAAUGCAAGUUGACGAUGAUGAAAACACUAAAUAUAUUGAUGUUAAUGUGAAAAUUUAUAAAACAACAGACGCAGAGAAUGAUUCCGAAUUCGUUAUUGAGAAUGGUCAAUCUGAAUUUAACAAAAGAAGACUAGCUGUCCAUGAUACUGAAACAAGUAACUCUGUUGAUGGCGGCAAUGCAAAUAAUGAUAAUUUAACAGACAAUAUUACAAAUCUACGUUUGGGUAAUGAUUCGUUGGAAAUAAAUAAAACUACAGUAUCGGAUACAAACAUAUUAAGUGAUGAUAAUGAUAAAUAUAAUGUUAACAGUGUUAAGAAUGAUGUGAUAUUUACAGAAAUAAACUCAGAUGGUUAUGGACAUAAUAUGAAUGUUAAUGUAAAAAGAUAUAAUCAUGUAUCGAACAGUUUGUUUAAUUUGAAUGAGGUUUCACCCAAAUCAAGUCUUGGAGGUGAAAAAUGGAGAAGUUUUCAUGAGAAACGUAUUGAUUCACCAAGUGUUACUGAAGAUAAUAAAUUUGGUGAUAUGUAA